Torulaspora delbrueckii is the source of this 1800-nucleotide messenger RNA. RefSeq names its product Dtr1p (gene DTR1). The transcript has a single exon. The coding region runs from base 1 to 1800 and encodes 599 amino acids. The record is from RefSeq and is a predicted model, not a curated record. NCBI's taxonomy places the organism in Eukaryota, Fungi, Ascomycota, Saccharomycetes, Saccharomycetales, Saccharomycetaceae. Gene Ontology annotation, molecular function: amine transmembrane transporter activity. Gene Ontology annotation, biological process: amine transport; transmembrane transport.
AUGGCUACCACUAGUGAAAAUAUUAACUCUGAGGGAGAGAAGUCGAGCGAGCAUUUGAACAUCAAUGACGCCGCCAGUGUGGUGACAUUUAACUCAGGCGAUCCUGAGAAACUAAGAAUGAUAAAUAUACCAUUGGAAAAUUUCCCGUCGCCAAUGGUAGAAGAUGGAAAGCCUAAAUCUUUGGAGCUCGAUUCUGCUCAAGGUAACGACGCAGAAGUAAAAGAAGAUAAUAAACAAGAAAAUAAAGAAGCUAACAAGCAGUCUAGAAUUGGCUCAAGCGAUAGUGUGAUAGCAUUAGAUGACACACAAAGCUCUAAAAAAGAGGAGAGAGACCUUGAAGAUUUUCAAGAGAUUCCGCUUGAAAAUCUGCCUUAUACCUGCUUUACGCAUCAACAAGUUUUCCUAAUAUUUGCCAUAGUCAUAUAUAUUGGUUUUUUGGGUCCUAUGGCCGGUAACAUCUACAUCCCUGCACUACCACUGUUACAAAGAGAAUUCCUCGUUGACGACACUACUAUAAAUUCGACAGUUUCUGUUUUCAUGGGAGUAUUUUCAGUAGGUCCCUUAUUCUGGGGCAUGUUUGCUGAUUUUGCUGGAAGAAAGUUUCUAUAUGUAAUUUCGCUUCUACUUCUACUGAUUGUUAACAUUUUGUUGGCGACUGUACCCUCCAAUAUUGUGGCAUUAUUCGUGCUAAGAGUUUUUCAAGCAUUUGGCUCCAGUUCGGUGAUCGCCUUGGGAACUGGUACAGUGAGCGAUAUUUCACCGCCGAAAGAUAGAGGUAAGGCGAUAGCAUAUUUUAUGAUGGGCCCAAAUAUGGGUCCUAUCUUAGCUCCAAUUAUUUCAGGUCUAAUCCUAAUACGAGGAGAUUACUGGAGAUGGCUUUUCGGUUUUACUAGCAUUAUGAGCGGUAUAGCUCUUUUAUUGGUACUUGCUUUGUUACCUGAGACAUUGAGAUGUAUAGUUGGUAACGGAGACCAGCGUUGGAGAUCAGCAGAAAGAGGCAGUAAAAAUUCUGCGAGUGACCGUGAAAUUGGUGAAACUAUACAAACACCCAAGAUUAACUUAUUUCAGGAUAUUGGAAUGCAAAAACCAGUCAAUGGUAGUUCCCAAUUCAGCCGACUGUAUCCAAAGCCUCCAAAACCAUCUCUUAUUAUGUAUUGGCACAUGAUAAAAUUCCUACCACUAACCGUGGCAUCAUUGAGCACUGCUUUACUGUUUGCCAGUUAUUAUGCAUUUAGUGUCACUUUUGCCCGUUUUCUUCAGACUGACUACAAUUUAUCAAUGCUAGCCGUUGGUGCCGCCUACGUGUGUCCUGGAGUUGCCAUGUUACUAGGUUCACAAGUGGGUGGACAUCUCUCUGACUAUCUUAGAAAGCGCUGGUUGCUUUCCCACCAAGGAUUACUUUACCCGUUAGAGUAUCGUUUAAUUCUACAAGUGUGGGGCAUAAUAAUUAACACAGCAGGCUGCAUUGGCUAUGGUUGGUCAAUUGAGCGCCAUUAUCCAUUGGCGGUUGUCCUUGUAUUUUCGGCAUUAAAUGCCUUUGGAUUAACGUGGUGCAGCAACACUACGAUGACUUAUAUAAGUGAACUAAUGGCUAAGCGCACAGCUGGCGCCAUAGCGGUGAGCAGUUUCUUCCGAAACGUAGGGGCUACUAUAAGCUCUGCAAUUAUUAGUAAGUUGUAUUUGUCGAUGGGAAUCGGUUGGUGUUUUUCAGGUUUAGGUCUCUGCAACAUAAUUUCCCUAGCAGCCAUCCUCUAUUUAAUAAAAUUUGGGAACCGCUUCCAUCAGGAGUUCACAGCUUAG